AUGCUGACGGAGACGUCGACAUCCUACCGAAUUGCAAUGGAGACGUCGACCGAGGAGAUAGUUGGGAUUUCCAGCGAAUUGGUCUAUUUCCUCUCUAGGGAAUACCCCGAAUUGUUGGGAUUGGAUGAACGUUGGGACGGCGGCCACAAGAAGGCCUCACUGGCCACGGGUGGGGGCUUCAGCGUCGUAGGCCGAAAGAAGCAGCAGCAGCUCCGACAGCCUCGAGCGGGGAGCCUUCUCUGCAGUGUCCAUCUCCGCCAAGAUUCUCUGCUUCCUCUUAGCCGGGAUUGGGGCGGUUGGGCCGAAGCUAAUGUAGUGUCCCGAAACAGCAUUUAG
Messenger RNA from Striga asiatica, 336 nucleotides. The record is from the annotation of a GenBank genome assembly. Lineage: Eukaryota; Viridiplantae; Streptophyta; Magnoliopsida; Lamiales; Orobanchaceae.